AUGAAAAUCCCCAAGUUUGCUUUUGUUUGCUGUUGUUGCUGUACUUGGGCGGCUGUCUCCGCCGAUCCGUUCAAUGACAAGGAUCAUUUGGAUUUUCACGGCGAAUUUGAUCCAGAUUUCUCAAAAUUUUCUCACGAUUUGCCGGAAUUAAAAAUCGAAACAACAACGGAGCAUGAUCAUGGCCAUUCUCAUGAUCACGAAACAACGACGGAACAUGAUGACCACGGUCACUCGCACGAUCAUGAAGAUGAUGAUGAAGAAUGGAGCAAUGCACAAGCCUGGGGCUACGCGACGCUAGCCAAUACUGUUUGUGUUUUGCUCUCCCUCGCUGGUGUUGGAAUUAUUCUGUGCAACAAAAGAGCAAGUCCUAAGAUGAUGACGUAUAUUUAUGAUUUUUUCAUCGCUCUUGGUGUAUCAACAAUGCUUGGCGACGCCUUCUUGCACAUUCUCCCUGCUGUCCUUGGUCUUCACAGUCACGAUGACGGAGAAGCCCAUGCGGAGGAGGAUCAUGGUCAUGAACAUCGACACACGGUCACAACUGCCUCGCCAGAUGAGCACGGUCAUUCUCAUGAGGAACCGGAAGAUGCCGAGCCGGAUCUAUACAUGGAAGCGAUUAAAAACUCGCCGUCGUCUCAUGGCGGCGCCCAGGUCGCGCAUGCCGAUGAAGAAAUGGCGACGAGAAAGACAAUCGUCGAAGAAACGAGUGCGAAGGCAGAAGAAGCGAAGCAAGGCCAAGUUGAGCCGGUUCAAGAAGAUGAUGAGGAUGGAGAAGAAAAUGAAAACAAGGAAGAAGAGCCAAAGAAACAAACAAGUGCUAUUAUGGGAAUUUUGGUUGGCGACUGCAUUCACAAUUUUGUUGAUGGACUUGCGCUAGGAACAACUUGGGCUCAAGGCUGGGAAACUGGUUUGGCAACAACAAUCGCUCUUUUCCUCCACGAGUUGCCCCAUGAACUGUCCGACUUUACGAUCUACAUUCGAUUCGGGCUAACGAAUGCAAUGGCGCUUGGGGCAAAUCUUUUCUCUGCUCUCUGGAGUUAUGGCGGCCUCUACACGGGCCUUGCUCUUUCUUCAAAUACUGACGCUUCUGAGUGGCUUCUUGCGAUGGUGGCUGGCCUUUUUGUCUACAUUGUCCUUGUUGAUAUCAUUCCUGAGUUGAAGCUCAAGGGUCACUUUGAAAACAAAUGGACACGAUUUGCGAUUCAAAAUGUCGGCAUGACAAUCGGCUUCAUCAUUCUAGCGAUGUUGGGCGUUUUCGAAGGACGGAGUCAUUCUCACGAAGAGGAUGAUCAUGGCCAUAGCCACGACCAUUGA
Molecule: messenger RNA, 1311 nt
Organism: Oikopleura dioica
Lineage: Eukaryota; Metazoa; Chordata; Appendicularia; Copelata; Oikopleuridae
Source: the annotation of a GenBank genome assembly